Messenger RNA from Orussus abietinus, 5660 nucleotides. It is a transcript of the gene uex, whose product is annotated as metal transporter CNNM4. Gene Ontology annotation, biological process: magnesium ion homeostasis; transport. The transcript is spliced from 14 exons. The record is from RefSeq and is a predicted model, not a curated record. Bases 97 to 3027 code for a protein of 976 amino acids. Gene Ontology annotation, molecular function: transmembrane transporter activity. NCBI's taxonomy places the organism in Eukaryota, Metazoa, Arthropoda, Insecta, Hymenoptera, Orussidae. Gene Ontology annotation, cellular component: plasma membrane.
UGCGUCGAUGCGCAUGCGCGUUUUGGUGCAUUCGAAAGGAUAUAAAUACAAGCUACGCGAGGCAAACGACGAAAGUUGUCACGCUGCGUCUGUCGCAUGAUGGCGCAACGUGUUGGUUGCUCGCGUGUACCGGUUAUUCUUCUGCUCAGGUUUGCAUUUAUUCACUUAGCAGGUGGCAACGUGUUGACAAGAACCGACAAUUCCAUUCAACCGAACGUGAGUUCGGCGAGUCUGACGAGCCAGGAAUCAUUACCUCUGGACGCGGAGUUUCCAGUUAUUACCGGUUUCCUGGUGGAACUUGUUGGUACGGGUUUAGAUGAUGACCUUGCGCUACGGUGGUCGCUCACCGAAAGAGAAUGCGAUGAGAAAAAACCCCUCCGGGGGAUCUGGAGAACGGAGAAAGGCGAUCGCGCUGUCUACGAAUUUUCCACCAAUUACUCUCCCGAGAUCACCGACAUUUAUUUAUGCUUCAAGACAAUUUCCCCCAAGACUGGCGAACGAUGGAUUAAUCUAGGCAUCAAAUUUGCGCUCAAUUUGACGAAUAAUGAAACUCAAUCGCGUUCGCGUCGUGAAUUUAAUUCAGUUACUAACGACCGAGUUGGUGUAUCAGUGCCAGAGAUUAAAAUCAAUGGGUUCAGAGUAGAAACUGCUGAUCGAGACCCUUCGUUCACAGACGAAGGUAUUCCAGAAAUUCUUGCUCAGGGCAAUGCGGUACUAAGAUUAUUUGGUACUGGUAUUACAAAGGACACCAUUAUUACAUUCACCGAUGUCGCAGCAAAAAGGGGAGCAAUUUGUGACAAGAUUAAAUCUGCGGAAUUUCCAGUUUAUGCAGUAUCAGAUCUAACCGCUCUUGUUAAAGUAGUCCUUCCAUUGGGUUCUCCAUUCUAUAUUUGUGCAAAGCAGUCUGUCUAUGACGGCGAGAAAGAUGACGACUUAAUUCUGUUCAAGCACCAAGGGUUUGAAACAUGGAAUACUAUUCGUACCUACAAAAAAUUGUUGCCAGUUUGGUUGAGCAUUUUCAUCAUCUUAAUGUGUCUAUGUUUCUCAGCUCUGUUUUCUGGUCUCAAUCUUGGUCUUAUGGCAAUGGAUCGAACGGAGCUGAAAAUACUUUGUAACACCGGUACUGAGAAGGAAAAGAAAUAUGCAAGAACGAUUCAACCGGUAAGAGACCAUGGGAAUUAUUUAUUGUGCUCCAUUCUAUUUUCAAAUGUAUUGGUAAAUUCAACGUUUACCAUUUUAUUGGACGAUCUAACAUCUGGACUCGUUGCUGUCAUCUGUUCUACGUUAGCUAUUGUUACAUUCGGCGAAAUUUCACCACAAGCAAUUUGUAGUAGACACGGCCUAUGCGUGGGUGCUAAAACAAUAUACAUAACGAAGCUUACGAUGAUUUUGACUUUUCCACUGAGUUAUCCCAUCAGCAAGAUUUUGGACUAUUUGCUUGGCGAGGAAAUAGGAAACGUGUACAACCGAGAACGUUUAAAGGAACUCGUGAAGGUCACCACUGGAUAUAAUGACUUGGAAAAAGAUGAAGUGAAUAUAAUCGCCGGUGCUUUGGAAUUGAGGAAAAAGACUGUGGCGGACAUAAUGACGCGAAUCGAGGAUGUCUAUAUGCUGGAUUAUAAUGCUAUCUUAGAUUUUGAGACAGUCUCAGAUAUAAUGAAAUCUGGAUUUUCAAGAAUACCAGUAUUCGAGGGCACGAGAAACAAUAUCAUUACGAUGCUCUACAUAAAAGACUUGGCAUUUGUUGAUCCGGAUGAUAACAUGCCGCUGAGAACUCUGUGCCAAUUUUAUCAAAACCCCUGUAAUUUUGUAUUCGAAGACGUUACAUUGGACGUAAUGUUCCAACAGUUUAAAGAAGGUCACAAAGGGCAUAUGGCUUUCGUGCACAGAGUUAAUAACGAGGGCGAAGGAGACCCUUUCUACGAAGUAAUAGGCCUAGUCACUUUGGAAGACGUUAUCGAAGAAUUGAUUCAAGCGGAGAUCAUGGAUGAAACGGACGUUUUCACCGAUAAUAGGAGUAAACGAAAACGGCAAAAAUCAAGAAUGCAGGACUUCACUGCAUUCGCUGAGAAGAAGGAAAAUCAGCGUAUACACAUAUCGCCACAGUUGACACUUGCUAUGUUCCAAUACUUAUCUACCACAGUUGAGGCGUUUAAACCCGACUCGAUAUCUGAAACAAUCCUGCGUCGCUUAUUGAAGCAGGAUAUAAUAUAUCACAUUAAAAUAAAGUCCCGGGAAAAGGCAAGGAACGAUCCGGGCACCAUAAUCUACCAACAAGGCAAGCCGGUCGAUUAUUUUGUUCUAAUAUUGGAAGGCCGGGUAGAAGUUACGGUAGGCAAAGAGAACAUGAUAUUCGAAAGUGGACCGUUUACUUACUUCGGCUCCCAAGCUUUGACUGCAAACAUCGGACUCGCCGAAUCGCCAACAAACGCCAAUCCUCAGUCGAUAGGAAGUAUACAAUCGGUCAAUCUGGAUUCUAUGCUUCGACACACGUUUGUGCCAGACUAUUCGGUAAGAGCGGUGACGGAGGUCUUCUACGUAAAGAUAAAAAGAUCUUUGUACCUUGCCGCAAAACGUGCCACCCUUUUGGAAAGAAGCAAAAAAGAUUCGUUACCAGGCCCGGACCAGUUCGACGACGAGGUCGAAAAGUUACUGCAUUCCUUGGACGAGGACGACCGUAGCGAGCAAGAAUCUCCGACACUUCCAAGAGACAAAGAGAAGCCAAAGGAGAAGGAGACGCUACAAUCUCCGGUUCAUGCUUCCACUACACCGAUUUCUUAUGUACCUGUCAGUGCUAGUCCAAAUACCAAUUCAAAGUUUAUUUCCUCGAGUGGUCCCAAUGGGAAGCUGAAAAACUCGCCAACUAAGGGUCCGGACGUAUUGGCUCCUGUGGAAGGUCAACAGAAGCUCGAUUUAGAUGCGGAAAUCUUCGCCCGUAAAGCAGAAGCCGAGAGACUUUUAUCUGCGGCAAAGUCACAGGUUGACGAGGAGAGGACUAAUUUAUUGCCUAAACAGGAGCACUCUUAACGCUCGGAGCGUGGCCGAUGGAGUCCAAUCCUGCCGGCAGCAGAAAUGACAACGAAAUUAAAGUGCAACGAGGGACAAGAAAAGCCAGCGUGACACAUACUGCGACUGUAGUGCUAAUUUAGUACGUAACAAAUUAGUCACCCGACUGAACAAAGGUAUCGAACAAUAUGGUGCGUAUAAGAAAUCUGGUAUUCCGUCGAAAGGCUGUACCCGGUGAUUAUUACUUUUUUUUUUUAUCUUAAGAUCAGUAACACUGCUCAGGGAGAAGUUGCCAAGAUCCUACAUGCCGGUGAUUAACGAAAUACUCGAUACCAGUUAACGUAAUGGUGAACCGUAUCCCGACAGGUUCAUAUGACUGCUCAUUUAGUUCGUAUACCGUUAAGUGUUGAGUAAGUUAAAACGAAUACGUUAUGACAUUAAUCAUUCGACUCGUACUUCCUGUGACACGGACUCCAUUUAGCGAUAUCUAAUCCGUUUUUAUUCUAUUUUCACUGCCACACAUUUCCUCUGGAUGCCAAGACUUAACUUUUCGUCUCUAUUAAGCGAAGCCAUUGUACUUAUACUCGGAUAGUAACACUAAGUUUCGAUACGUCUUACGAUGCGUCGCAAGGAAAUUCUUUAAAUAGUUAAUUAGUAUGUCGGAAUGCCGGUGGGGUCGUCGGUGACCGGCAAUCAGUCGACGUUAAAAUAGGAAUUUUUCUUUGGCAUUCUACGUGAUUAAUCACUGAAUUAAUCGAACUACUUGGUACUUAGGUGAAGCAAUGCCAAUAGUUACAAAUUUAGAAUAUUUAUGUAUUUACGGGUACAGCAUUUUGACUACGUAAACGGAGGAGAAUAUACAUUAGCUAUAUAGCGAUAAGGUUUAAUCAUCCUUAGAAAACUGUGCGAAAGUGUUGAUCGCUCUCAUUCGGGUGAUUGUGCGACAGAGAUGAAGGACUUUAACGCGCGUGAGGGGAAGAAAGAGAGCAGUACAAACUAUGAAACGUUUUUUUUUUGGGCGCAUCAGUCGAUUCGAGUAGAUCGUUCUCUAAAUGCAGGGGGUUUUUAAGGUCUUUGUUUUCUUUCGUCGCUCUUUAUGUUCAUUGCCGUAGAGUAACUAUUCUACGUAAUAUUUCUAUUCGGUGCCAACCCUUUUAGAAUCACUUUUGACGCUUGAUCGAUAUUAGUUUUCAUACAGUGCCUUAAAGACUGCACUUUGUUGGAAAACAAUGGCGCAUAAUAAGCUUUAAAACUUGAAGAAGUGACAUCUCGUGCUCUUAAUCUUUCCUUAAGAAAAAAAAAAAAUUGGAUCAGUAAUUUUUAAUGCUUCGUGGAGAAAUGUUUAGGUGUGCUUUUUGUGUAAUCGCAUAUCAAGUAGCACGUAGAUAUUGAAAUAUAAAAAAGAAAGGAAUGUAACGUAUUUUUUAUAUUCAGAUUUACCGCUACGGAAGCAACCACGACAGGAGUUUAAGACAUAUCUCGUAUUUCCGGUUGAUGUUUUUUAAUCAGUGAAUAGAACGUUAUUUUCGAGAGAGGAGGUUAUUUUCUUUUUACACACAUAAAUCAUUGUUUUUUACACUCAUGAAUCGUUGACAGACUUUUAAAACGCCCUUCAUGCAGAGGCCGUCAUAGCGGUGAAGUAAUCCGAAGUUGUUUCAAUUUUAUAGCGAUGUUUUUUUUUUCCUUCGCAAGAAAUUAAUAGUUGACUUUCUAAGCAAUGUUCACUGAUGGCGCUUAAAAUAAUACGUAACCAUGUAAGUUUCUUUUUUAACUUACAACGGUCGUGGCACGAAGCGAGUCAUUUCGUACAAUGUGUCCAGUGGUUUUCGGAAUGAUAAAUGCGGUCCUGUCCGUUCUUUCUCGAUUGUGUAAACGUUAAUGGAAUGGCACUCUCAGAUUUUAAAUGUAUUUAAAAAGAAAAAGAAAAUAAUUGUUAUUGUUUUAAAUUUUACUCGUUAUUAUUUAUUAAUAACAUCGAUAUUCAUCGAGACCCGUUGUAAAUGUUGGAAGAAAGAUGAGACUCUCGCAGUCUUAAACUACGUAUUGCAUUCUCUAUAUUCGCUCUUAAAGAUUUCGAAUAAAAUACAUGUUAUGCAGCAUGGAUUGCAUGAGUUAACUUCAGUUAUUAUAUACUAGUACCAAGCGUUUCUUCAGAUUAUACGAUCAUUUUCAAAGGCGAAUCGACAGUCUACGUCUAUAGGGAGUAUAAUCGCAAUAGGAUAACGUAAACUUUAAUAAGUAAACUUAAAUACCGUUCAACGUUACUAAAUCAUGUUUACUAACGACGAAUUGUAAAUUUGUUCACGUAUAUUGUACUUACCGUUCUGUACUUAAUAGUAACAAUGUGAGUGAAGUAAUGUAAUUAAUUAGAGAUAUUUUUAACCGAGCAAACAGUCACGCCUUACGUAUUUACGAGAUAUAAAGUAUCGAUCGUAAUUCGGUGUUACACUUAUUUAUGAAUAAUAUCGUAUAUGAUUAGACGGAGCAGAAAGAGAAGGGACUUUGCAUGAGUGCCUUCGGGUGCUACAUAACUGUCCUUUAAGUAGACUUUAAUUACACUUUUGCGCCUGCAAGUGGAGUUGUACUUUCUCUUUAUACGAAAAACAGAUUAAACAGAAAAAAGAAAAAAAAAACAACGUAUCAGAAUAACGUCA